Oryza sativa Japonica Group (Japanese rice) is the source of this 965-nucleotide messenger RNA. Lineage: Eukaryota; Viridiplantae; Streptophyta; Magnoliopsida; Poales; Poaceae. The record is from RefSeq and is a predicted model, not a curated record.
AGGUAGCAAGUUAUCUGAAACUACUCAUGGGUGUCUUUCAAAAGGGAGAAGAUCAGAAAGGAGAGAGUGCAAAUAUGAAGCCUAUACCUCUUCUAAGUUCUUAUGAUAUGGGGAAGUUCAACUUGUCACACAGGGUUGUGCUAGCACCACUAACAAGAUCUAGAUCAUAUGGCAAUCUCCCGCAAUCACAUGCCAUGGAAUACUACUCACAGAGGGCAACCAAAGGAGGCCUUCUAAUUGCUGAAGCUACAGGUGUGUCAUCUGAUGCACAAGGGAUGAGUGUAAUCCCUCACACCCCAGGGAUAUGGACCAAGGAACAAGUAGAGGCAUGGAAGCCUAUUGUAGAUGCAGUGCAUGCUAAGGGUGGUAUAUUUUUCUGUCAAAUCUGGCAUGUUGGAAGAGCAUCGGACAUGGAGGAACGGCCCAUCUCAAGCACAGAUAAACCCAUAGAGAAGACUGAAGAGAACUACUUCCUGGGUUUCUCCACCCCAAGGAGCUUAACUGUUGAAGAGAUCCCUGAUGUCAUCAAGCAUUUCACACUUGCUGCCAAAAAUGCCUUGGAGGCUGGUAUGUUCACUUCAUUUAAGUUCAAGUGAGAGGCAAAUAAUUACGAAUUAAAAGUGAACCAUCACUUCAUAUACAUACUCAAGGUCCUUCCGAAUGCAUGAGUUUUUUAUGUUCUGGAUGGAAAUUAAACUGUUUAGUAGUAUGAAAUUUCUGUGUUUUAGACUAGGUCUAAAUUGGAAAAGGCUAUACGUGCGCUUUUUUUUCUUACAAAACUUUUACAAACAUUGAUACAUCAUGUUGUUAUUGAAUCUAACUAAAUAGCUGCAAGUAUCUAGUUAAAUCAAACCGUUUGGUAAUUUUGUUUGUUAGAAUUCUGUAAGAUUUGUUGGUGUAGAGGCCUGGAUUUUAUCAUUAUGAAAAAAAAAAGAGUUAUGCAAGAAAUUUCGAUCUAUUUUUAU